Scheffersomyces coipomensis is the source of this 3825-nucleotide messenger RNA. It is a transcript of the gene CTA3, whose product is annotated as Cta3p. The record is from RefSeq and is a predicted model, not a curated record. Gene Ontology annotation, molecular function: protein binding; calcium ion binding. NCBI's taxonomy places the organism in Eukaryota, Fungi, Ascomycota, Pichiomycetes, Serinales, Debaryomycetaceae. Gene Ontology annotation, cellular component: cytoplasm; plasma membrane. Gene Ontology annotation, biological process: endosomal transport; endocytosis. The coding region runs from base 1 to 3825 and encodes 1274 amino acids. The transcript has 3 exons.
AUGUCUGAAUUCAAGGUUGGGCUUACCCCCGAUGAGAAGAAAUUAUUCUCACAAUUGUUCAGAUCUUUAGAUACUGAAAAGACUGGUAUUAUUACUGGAGAGAAAGCUAGAUCUACGUUUGAAAAGUCAGGAUUGCCUCCUACUACUUUAGGUGAAAUCUGGCAAUUGGCAGAUCAACAGAACUUAGGUUUCUUAAAUCAAUUUAGUUUUUGCUAUGCUAUGAGAUUGAUUGGGUAUACCCAAGCUGGUCAUCAACCAACCCCAGGUCUUGGUGACUAUCCAGGUCCUUUACCCAAAUUUAUCAACUUAUCAUUGCCUCCACCAUCUUUACAACCACAAUCUACAAAUAGUUCAUUUAUGAAAUCACAAACUGGUCCAUUAUCUCCAACUCAACAACAGGGUACUCUUAGUGAUUAUGUUGCUCCAGUAGGUCAACAAGAUUAUAACAACUUUAGUCAAUUAUUCUUAAAAACUGUGGGUUCUCCACAAGGUGAAUUAAAUGGGGUCGAUGCUAGAAAUAUCUUUUUGAAAACCAAAUUAUCUAGUAAUGUUCUUGAACAGAUUUGGUAUUUGGUUGAUAUUAAAAAUUCAGGUAAACUUGAUCUUCCUUCAUUUGUUGUUGCAAUGCAUUUAAUUCAAGGAUUAUUAAGCGGUAAUAUCAAACAGCUUCCUCCUAUUUUAAGCAAUGAUGUUUGGGAUUCUGUCAAUCAUGGUACAUCUUCUUUGGGUGUUCCAGCUCAACAAAAUAGACAAAUCUCUCAAGCUUCAAUUAAUUCCCAACAAACUACUGUUAGGCAUGCUUCAGGUGCAUCACAAAUAUCUCAACAAGCUCCAAGUUCUUCUGAUUGGGUAAUUACUCCUACUAUGAAACAACAAUAUGAUUCUAUUUUCGAUAAUAUAGAUAAGGAAAAGACUGGUCAUUUGAAUGCAGAACAAGUAGCUUCCUUCUUAAUGACAUCAAAAUUAAAUCAACAGGACUUAGCAACUGUUUGGGAUUUAUCCGAUAUUCAAAACACAGGAAUCUUUACAAAAGUAGAAUUCUCAAUUGCUUUAUUUUUGGUUAAUAAAAAGUUGGCUGGUGGUAAAUUACCAAACAUUGUUCCAUCCAGUUUAUUAGAAUCAUUACAACCUCAAACAAAUGCUGUCCCAGAACCUAAAGCUAUUCCUCCUGUUCAACAACCAGUUCAACAAAUAUCGAAGCAAAAGACUGCAAUGGAUGACCUAGUUGAUAUCUUUGGAACUUCUGCACCAGCCCCUGUGGCUUUAGCUCCUACUAGUAUACCAACAUUAGAACAACGUGCUACAUCCAGUAGUGAUCUCACUUCAUCAACUGAACUUCCUAAAAUUAGAAGUGCUCUUACUGGGUCAUUUAAACCAACUUCAACAUUUGGUCAAUCUUUAGUUCAAAAGCAAACUGAAGUAAAGCAUGAUAACUUAUUGGUUCCACAACAAAUUCAAACUAGUACACCAGUCGAAACUCCACCUAUUGCUUCUCCUACCAAACAAAUUAACUACGAAGCAUUGAGAAGUGUCCCACCACCACCUUCUAAGAGAGCUGUACCUCCACCCACUGCUCCUUCUUAUGCUCAAUCAGUAUCGUCUGGUCCAACGCCAAGUAGUACAUAUUCUGAGCCUGUGAGUAGAUCAGUGGAUACUUAUGCAAAUGAGGAUUUAUUAGCUGAAACUGAUCCUGAAAUCUCGGGUCAAUUAUCUCAAGCCAAUGCUGAUAUUGCGAAUGUGUCUAAUCAAAUCAGGUCAUUGGCUACUCAAACUACUAAUUUACAUGAAAAGAAAAUUAGGGCUGAGCAAGAAUUGCAAAGAAUCUUAACCACGAAAGUGGAAAUUGAAAAUAAACUCAAGCAAUUAAGAUCUUCAUAUGAUAACGAAGUUAAACAAGUUAGUCAAGUGGAAAGUAAUUUAGCAGCUGCAAAGGAAGAAACUGAAGCUCUCAGAUCUCAAGCAUCUAUUUCAGAAGCUAAAUUUAAUGCGUUAUCGUCAGAAUUGAAUUCUAAGCAACUUGCAGUUGAAGAAUUACAAAAGCAAAAUAAUUCUUUGAAGGAAAAGUUGGGGUACAUGAAUGCAGAAAUAGUUCAACUUGAACAAGAUGUAACUAAGAAAUCAGCAGAUCAUCAAGGGUUGUAUAAUCAAGUUUCUGUGAAAAAAUCACAAGUUCAAGUUGCUAUUGUUAAGAGCGAAGAAUUGAAGAAUAAAAUAAAGGAAAUAGAAGAUUCUCAUUCAAAACUUCAAGCUGAGUUGGAUCAAGCUCAUAUCAAGAGUAAAGAAUUGGAACUUGAACAUAGUACCUUAAAUGAUAAGGUUCAAGAAACUCUUAGCAAAAAACCAACACAACCUACCCCAGGUCUUUCAGCUAAGAACAUUGUUGGUGGUGCAGCAGCUGGUUCUAUUAUUGGAGGGGUUGCAGCAGCUGUUUUACAUCACACUUCUUCAGAAGAAGCCGAAACUCAACCAACAAGCCAAAUUCCUGAACCAGCUUCAGAACAAGCUCCUGUUGAAGAAGAACAAGCACCAGAAACAACUAAUGAAGAAAAUGAGGAAGAUGCAAACAGAGAUCUUGAAGAAGAUAAAUCUUACCCUGAAAUCAAUGUUGAAGACAUUAAUCAAAAAUAUCCUGACAUUAGUAACAACGAACGUGGUAUUGAUAAUGUAACAAAUGCAACUGCAACUUCAUCUAUAGCAACUGAUUAUAAAGCCACAGAAGAAAAUGAAACUCCAGUUACCUCUCCAAGCAAUUCAGAUUUCCAAUUCCCGCAAGGUGCCAAUCCAGGUAUUGUUGGUGGUAUGGUUGGUAUGCCAGGCGUUUUAGUUGGUGUACAAAGAACAGAUUCUUUGACUUCUAGUGUUCAAAAUAAUGCAGCUUUAUCUGUUCGUGAUGAUAACAUUGAUGAAAUCAGCGAUCGUGAUACUAUUGAAAACAGUAACUUGGAAGAAUCAGAAGAUCCAGUUCCAGAUUCAGUGGCUACUGAAAGCUAUGGUAUUGAUAAUGAAGAUGAAUUACAAGAACCUCUGCAUGUUGGCCAUGAGGAUAACAGUGAUGGUGAUAAGUUAUCAUCUGGAGUUGAAUCCUUUGAAAUUGUCAAUGCUGAUGAGGCAAGAGCCCAAGAAGCUCAAUAUGCUUCUCAAGGAGGAUCAGACUCAGUAGAUAAAACCCCUAAUGAUGAAUUUCCUGCUAUUAAAGAAUUGGACUACGAAGAGAGUGACAGUUCCUCUGAAACUGCUUCACAAGAAGAAAACUUUGAUGAUGCAGUGACAGACUUACCUCAUAGUGAUAGUCCUCCUAAAUAUGAAGAACGUGUUAAAGCUCCAGUUACAGAGGCUGAAUCUGUACCAGCACCUGCUCCAAAAUUUGAUGAUUUCUUUAAUGAUUUAGAACCAACUACACAAGAACAGGCUCAACCAGAUCUCUUUGGUGAUGACUUCAGCAAUUUAGAGGCUGCUAAGGAUGAUAAUGACGAUGAAGAGUUUGGUAAGAAAGACUUUGGCUUUGAUGAAGGUUUCACAGGCGGACCAUCUCCUGCUGUGAACUUUAGUGCUCCAGUUACUGCUAAUGAGAGUUCUGCUGGUAACGAUGAAUGGGAACAAUUAUUUGCUGGUUUUGGAAAUUCUGCCCCAGUUGAAAAUUCAGAAUCACACGCAACUGAUACCGUGAGUGUUCCAACUGCAUCAGAAAGUUUAAGUGGAAGCAAUGAUGGUGCUGUACAAGAAUUAGUUGGUAUGGGUUUCUCUGAAAGUACUGCUUUAGCUGCUUUAGAAAAGCUGAAUUGGAAUUUAGAGGAAGCUACCAAUUACCUAUUAGAUAACGCGUAA